This is a messenger RNA of Nerophis ophidion (straightnose pipefish), 8127 nucleotides long. Its product is annotated as long-chain-fatty-acid--CoA ligase ACSBG2-like. Gene Ontology annotation, molecular function: long-chain fatty acid-CoA ligase activity. The record is from RefSeq and is a predicted model, not a curated record. The transcript is spliced from 15 exons. Lineage: Eukaryota; Metazoa; Chordata; Actinopteri; Syngnathiformes; Syngnathidae. Gene Ontology annotation, cellular component: membrane; endoplasmic reticulum. The coding region runs from base 16 to 2301 and encodes 761 amino acids.
UGUGGGGGCGCCUGCAUGGCAUUACCCCCCACGCAGGCUUCCUAUUGGCUGUCGCUCACCUCCAUCAGAGCGGAAGGAACACCUGCUCAGGUCGGUGACAAUCCAUCAGGUCUCCACCAAGAUCCCUGCAGGAGCAGACAAGCGAAGAUGGGCGAUGCUGCGCUGAGCAACAUGGCGGCGGCGGCCCACGUGACAAGCAUGCCACACCACAACGGGGACCCUCUGGCCUUCUCUCGUCUCACCAUUGACACGGCUUUGGCGGCCAGAAGGGGGGCGCAUGGAGGUGGAGCGCAAGAGGGACCCAGACCAGAGCCAAAGGCCAUACCGCUGAGGCCGCAGGUCGCCGCGACGACCGCCCUGGCUCCGGCCGAGCAGCUGUGGACCACCGGCAGGGACAAGGCGGUAAGGCUGAGGAUGGAGGACACGGGACCUGCGGCGGAGACUCCCCUCACCGUGCACCAGGCGUUCCUGGAGACGGUGCAGAGCUUCGGGGAUCACCCGGCCUUGGCCCACAAGGAGGACGGCCAGUGGGUGACGCUGAGCUGGAGUCGGUACUACGAGCGCUGUCGAGCGGCCGCCAAGAGCUUUCUGAAGCUGGGCCUGGAACGGUACCAUGGCGUGGGGAUCCUGGGGUUCAACGCCCCCGAGUGGUUCAUCGCAAACAUGGGCUGCAUUUUCGCCGGGGGCCUGGCGACAGGUAUUUACACCACCAACACACCUCCAGCUUGUCUGGAUGUGGCUGGAAACUCAGAAGCCAACAUCCUGGUCGUGGAGAACCAAAAGCAGCUUGAUAAAAUCCUGCAGAUCAAAAAUGAGCUGCCACAUCUUAAAGCAAUCGUCCAAUACAAAGGCGAGCUGCAGCAACAGCUACCAUCCCUCUAUACGUGGGCAGACUUCAUGAAGCUGGGCGAGGAUGUCCCUGACAAGGAGCUGGACGAUUCUAUCAACAGUCUCCGUGCUAACGAAUGCUGCACCCUCAUUUAUACGUCAGGAUCCACUGGGCCCCCAAAAGGGGUCAUGUUGAGCCACGACAACCUCACAUGGACAGCCGAAAGAGCAGGAAUUGAGGUCAACCUGAAAUACGCUGAGGAGAGUGUGGUCAGUUAUCUACCGCUCAGCCACGUGGCGGCACAAGUCAACGACAUGUACAUAACCCUGAGGUUUGGAGCCACCACCUACUUCGCAGAGCCGGAUGCCUUCAAGGGCUCAUUGGUAACAACGCUGAAAGAGGUGUCUCCCACCUCGUUCCUCGGAGUUCCUCGCGUUUGGGAGAAGAUGCACGAGAAAAUGAGGGCUGCCAGAGCCAAGGUGUCCCCGCUAAAGAAGAGUGUGGCCGACUGGGCCAAGUCCGUCGGAUUGCAGUACAACUACAGUGCCAUGAACGGGGAAAAUCGUGUUCCAUGGGGCUUCAUGCUGGCUAACCAAGUGGUCUUCAAGAAGGUGCAAGCUGCCUUGGGCCUUGGGCGCUGCAGGACUUUGUUUACAGGCUCGGCCCCCAUCUCCAAAGACACACUGAAUUAUUUUAUGAGUCUCAACAUGCCAUUGAUGGAACUUUAUGGCAUGAGUGAAAGCUGUGGUCCACACACCAUCUCCACAAAUGCGGACUACCAGAUCGGCAGCUGCGGGAAGGCAAUGGCAGGCUGCAAGGUGAAGCUGGACAACGAAGACAAAGGACACGGAGAGAUCUGUUUCUGGGGGAGGAACGUCUUCAUGGGCUACCUUAACAAGCCUGACCAAACAAAUGAGGCAUUGGACCAGGACGGAUGGCUGCACUCUGGCGACGUGGGAAAGUUUGAACGAAACUUUCUGUUCAUCACAGGGAGGAUUAAAGAGUUAAUCAUCACAGCAGGAGGUGAGAACGUGGCGCCUGUGCCCAUCGAGGACUUAAUGAAGGCCGAGGUAAACAUCAUCAGCAACGCCAUGCUGAUCGGCGACAGACGCAAGUUCCUCACCAUGUUGCUCACGCUCAAGUGUGUUGUGAAUGAAAACGACGAACCGACGGAUCAGCUGACCGAAGAGGCCAUAAAAUUCAGCCGAGAGAAUGGCGUGAGUGCCACCAAGGUGUCGGAGAUCAUUGACAACAAGGAGCCAGCUAUCUACAAGGCCAUCCAAGAAGGCGUGGAGCGUGUCAAUGCCAAGGCUACGUCAAACGCACAGAAGUUCCAAAAGUUUGUCAUCCUGGGAAAAGACUUCUCCAUUCGUGGAGGGGAGCUCGGGCCCACCAUGAAGCUGAGGAGGCCUAUUGUCGUCAACAUGUACAAGGACAAAAUUGAGGAGAUGUACUCCGAGGAAAAAAUCUAAAGCUCCAUUGAAGACCUCCACCAAUUUUCUGUCAAGAAAGAAAAGGACAACUUUGUAGCUACAAACGAAAAGCUGCUCCCCAUUGUUGUUGUUGUUGUUGUUCCAGAGAAUUAUUUAAGUUCGCCCUAAAACCUUGACGUGCACUAUUUUCCUUUAUUUUUGUAAAUGAAACCACCCAGAGCGUAACACUAAGUCACAUGACUCACUCAACACUUAAAGGGGAACUUCCCUUUUUUUUCGGAAUUUCACAAUUAUUAUGAAAGACAUGACGAAAAAUGUAUUUUUUUAAUGCAUUUUAACAUGUAAAUAAACAUAAAUAAAAGUAUGCUUACAGCCCUCUAAUUUGUGUAUAAAACUCCAUAAAAUGGUUCUCGCCCGGAAAAGGGUGGAGUGCCAUCUCCGGGUUGGGGAGGAGCCCCUGCCCCAAGUGGAGGAGUUCAAGUACCUAGGAGUCUUGUUCACGAGUGGGGGAAGAGUGGAUCGUGAGAUCGACAGGCGGAUCGGUGCGGCGUCUUCAGUAAUGCGGACGUUGUAUCGAUCCGUUGUGGUGAAGAAGGAGCUGAGCCGGAAGGCAAAGCUCUCAAUUUACCGGUCGAUCUACGUUCCCAUCCUCACCUAUGGUCAUGAGCUUUGGGUCAUGACCGAAAGGAUAAGAUCACGGGUACAAGCGGCCCAAAUGAGUUUCCUCUCUCCCUUAGAGAUAGGGUGAGAAGCUCUGCCAUCCGGGAGGAACUCAAAGUAAAGCCGCUGCUCCUUCACAUCGAGAGGAGCCAGAUGAGGUGGUUCGGGCAUCUGGUCAGGAUGCCACCCGAACGCUGUUUAGGGCACGUCCAACCGGUAGGAGGCCACGGGGAAGACCCAGGACACGUUGGGAAGACUAUGUCUCCUGGCUGGCCUGGGAAGAGCUAGACGAAGUGGCUGGAGAUAGGGAAGUCCGGGCUUCCCUGCUUAGGCUGCUGCUCCCGCGACCCGACCUCGGAUAAGCGGAAGAUGAUGAAUGGAUGGACUCCAUAAAAAACAUCCAAAAACCGGCAACAAUACAAUGUUUACAUUUUGUGACUUGAAUAUUAAACAAGUAUUAGUGAUAUUGUUAUUAUAAGCGCUAACACAGACAAACUAAUUAUAGCGCCGCCGUGAUCACGAGCUUGUGUGCCAAUGUUGACAUCCUUGUUUCCUUGCUCGUCACACUUUAUUGCGGAUCAUAAAUCAUGCCUCUCACCUGGAUGGUAGAAGAAGAAGUUGGUAAAUUUUGACAGCCAAUUUAGAACGACACGAAAAGACGCUUGGUUCCACCCCCCUCAUUCUUCAUUUAAAUGGGAAUAUAUAACAUCCUAGCAGUCUGCAUCCUAAUGACAGCAGACCUUGUACAGUACGUGAUUAUUUAUUAUGUUUGUCGGCUCUCAUAAAGUUUGCACUGAGAAGAAAUUAGUGAUGUCGUUUAAGAAAAGUUAACAUUUGUGCCACAUGCUUAAAAUGAUCAAAAUACGUAAAUAUUAAAUGUUAUUAUAAACGUGCCCGUACACUUACAUCAUCUUAAUGGAGGUGAUUGGAAGAUUUUAAAGGGCUUCACAGGCAGAAUAGAAUUUAAAAUGCAUCAAAAAAAUACAUUAGUCGUAAUGUCUUUCAUUAUGAUUGUGAAAAAUAGGCCACAUUUCCCAAAAAGUUCCCCUUUAAAGCCACGUUUGGCUGGCGCCGGUAGACUCACUCGGCAUUCUAUUAGGAACAUCGUAAUUGUAAAAUUAAUAGGAAUAUGAAUGAUAAAUAUAGUAAAAAUCAUGAUGAAGGGCAUGCCUAUAACCAUGUUUCUACUUGGGAUUGUCUGGUGAGUGACUGUAGUCUUAAUAAUAGUCUUGUAGUUUUGAAUUAAUCAGGGUUUCGCUGACUUGAGUUGAGUUUUUGUUAUCUGGUUGCAAACUGUCAGAGAAAAACGAUGUGUACUGUUCUAAUAAUUACAAGACAGAUGUGCAAUUUGUAAAAAAAAAAACAAAAAAAGUGUUAUGUUCUUUAUAGUAUUAUUGUAAAUGUACAGUAUAUGUCAAGGAAGCCACUUUCUAAUUUGGAGCAUAGCUCCGGUUGGUAGAGCGGCCGUGCCAGCAACUUGAGGGUUGCAGGUUCGAUUCCCGCUUCCGCCAUCCUAGUCACUGCCGUUGUGUCCUUGGGCAAGACACUUUACCAGCCGGCUCCCAGUGCCACCCACACUGGUUUAAAUGGAACUUAGAUAUUGGGUUUCACUAUGUAAAGCGCUUUGAGUCACUAGAGAAAAGCGCUAUAUAAAUAUAAUUCACUUCACCUUCAGAAGAAAAAGUUUGGGAAACCCUGCAUGUUCAACAAAUUGAAACCUCUUUUUCAGUAAGGACUAAUAUUUGGGAUUAUUAUAUAUCCAUUUUUUGUGAGAAAUAUUGAAUACGGUUGGUAGAGCGGCCGUGCCAGCAACUUGAGGGUUGCAGGUUCGAUUCCCGCUUCCGCCAUCCUAGUCACUGCCGUUGUGUCCUUGGGCAAGACCCUUUACCCACCUGCUCCCAGUGCCACCCACACUGGUUUAAAUGGAACUUAGAUAUUGGGUUUCACUAUGUAAAGCGCUUUGAGUCACUAGAGAAAAGCGCUAUAUAAAUAUAAUUCACUUCACUUCAACUUCAGAAGAAAACGUUUGGGAAACCCUGCAUGUUCAACAAAUUGAAACCUCUUUUUCAGUAAGGACUAAUAUUUGGGAUUAUCAUAUAUCCAUUUUUGUGAGAAAUAUUGAAUAUGGUUGGUAGAGCGGCCGUGCCAGCAACUUGAGGGUUGCAGGUUCGAUUCCCGCUUCUGCCAUCCUAGUCACUGCCGUUGUGUCCUUGGGCAAGACACUUUACCCACCUGCUCCCAGUGCCACCCACACUGGUUUAAAUGGAACUUAGAUAUUGGGUUUCACUAUGUAAAGCGCUUUGAGUCACUAGAGAAAAGCGCUAUAUAAAUAUAAUUCACUUCACUUCACCUUCAGAAGAAAAAGUUUGGGAAACCCUGCAUGUUCAACAAAUUGAAACCUCUUUUUCAGUAAGGACUAAUAUUUGGGAUUAUCAUAUAUCCAUUUUUGUGAGAAAUAUUGAAUACGGUUGGUAGAGCGGCCGUGCCAGCAACUUGAGGGUUGCAGGUUCGAUUCCCGCUUCCGCCAUCCUAGUCACUGCCGUUGUGUCCUUGGGCAAGACACUUUACCCACCUGCUCCCAGUGCCACCCACACUGGUUUAAAUGGAACUUAGAUAUUGGGUUUCACUAUGUAAAGCGCUUUGAGUCACUAGAGAAAAGCGCUAUAUAAAUAUAAUUCACUUCACUUCACCUUCGGAAGAAAAAGUUUGGGAAACCCUGCAUGUUCAACAAAUUGAAACCUCUUUUUCAGUAAGGACUAAUAUUUGGGAUUAUCAUAUAUCCAUUUUUGUGAGAAAUAUUGAAUACGGUUGGUAGAACGGCCGUGCCAGCAACUUGAGGGUUGCAGGUUCGAUUCCCGCUUCCGCCAUCCUAGUCACUCCCAUUAUGUCCUUGGGCAAGACACUUUACCCACCUGCUCCCAGUGCCACCCACACUGGUUUAAAUGUAACUUAGAUAUUGGGUUUCACUAUGUAAAGCGCUUUGAGUCACUAGAGAAAAGCGCUAUAUAAAUAUAAUUCACUUCACCUUCAGAAGAAAAAGUUUGGGAAACCCUGCAUGUUCAACAAAUUAAAACCUCUUUUUCAGUAAGGAUUAAUAUUUGGGAUUAUUAUACAUCCAUUUUUGUGAGAAAUAUUGAAUAUGGUUGGUAGAGCGGCCGUGCCAGCAACUUGAGGGUUGCAGGUUCGAUUCCCGCUUCCGCCAUCCUAGUCACUGCCGUUGUGUCCUUGGGCAAGACACUUUACCCACCUGCUCCCAGUGCCACCCACACUGGUUUAAAUGUAACUUAGAUAUUGGGUUUCACUAUGUAAAGCGCUUUGAGUCACUAGAGAAAAGCGCUAUAUAAAUAUAAUUCACUUCACCUUCAGAAGAAAAAGUUUGGGAAACCCUGCAUGUUCAACAAAUUGAAACCUCUUUUUCAGUAAGGAUUAAUAUUUGGGAUUAUUAUACAUCCAUUUUUGUGAGAAAUAUUGAAUACGGUUGGUAGAGAGGCCGUGCCAGCAACUUGAGGGUUGCAGGUUCGAUUCCCGCUUCCGCCAUCCUAGUCACUGCCGUUGUGUCCUUGGGCAAGACACUUUACCCACCUGCUCCCAGUGCCACCCACACUGGUUUAAAUGUAACUUAGAUAUUGGGUUUCACUAUGUAAAGCGCUUUGAGUCACUAGAGAAAAGCGCUAUAUAAAUAUAAUUCACUUCACUUCACCUUCAGAAGAAAAAGUUUGGGAAACCCUGCAUGUUCAACAAAUUGAAACCUCUUUUUCAGUAAGGACUAAUAUUUGGGAUUAUUAUAUAUCCAUUUUUGUGAGAAAUAUUGAAUAUGGUUGGUAGAGCGGCCGUGCCAGCAACUUGAGGGUUGCAGGUUCGAUUCCCGCUUCCGCCAUCCUAGUCACUCCCGUUGUGUCCUUGGGCAAGACACUUUACCCACCUGCUCCCAGUGCCACCCACACUGGUUUAAAUGGAACUUAGAUAUUGGGUUUCACUAUGUAAAGCGCUUUGAGUCACUAGAGAAAAGCGCUAUAUAAAUAUAAUUCACUUCACCUUCAGAAGAAAAAGUUUGGGAAACCCUGCAUGUUCAACAAAUUGAAACCUCUUUUUCAGUAAGGGCUAAUAUUUGGGAUUAUUAUAUAUCCAUUUUUGUGAGAAAUAUUGAAUAUGGUUGGUAGAGCGGCCGUGCCAGCAACUUGAGGGUUGCAGGUUCGAUUCCCGCUUCUGCCAUCCUAGUCACUGCCGUUGUGUCCUUGGGCAAGACACUUUACCCACCUGCUCCCAGUGCCACCCACACUGGUUUAAAUGUAACUUAGAUAUUGGGUUUCACUAUGUAAAGCGCUUUGAGUCACUAGAGAAAAGUGCUAUAUAAAUAUAAUUCACUUCACUUCACCUUCGGAAGAAAAAGUUUGGGAAACCCUGCAUGUUCAACACAUUGAAACCUCUUUUUCAGUAAGGAUUAAUAUUUGGGAUUAUUAUAUAUCCAUUUUUGUGAGAAAUAUUGAAUACUGAUUGUAGCUGAGAUAGGCACCAGUGACCCCAAAGCGGUAGAAAAUGGAUGGAUGGAAAUUGACUCUAAACGGGCGUCGCCAAUCUGAUUCGUCUGUGUGGACCUCAUGCUGAGAAAAGAAGUGUGUAUUAUGAAGACUUUCUUGGAGACAUUCCUGUGGUUGUACUGUGUACAGUUGAGGACAUGAUCAAACAAACUGUGGCCAAAUUUUCAGUUCACGUGAUUUUUUUGAUUUUUUAUUGAUGAUGGUAUCUUUUAGCAGGAAAUGCCGCACAAACUGUAAGAAUGUGUGUUGCAGGAUAUUUUUGCAGCCUUUUUAAACGAUCCGAACACUGAGCAUACUAUAGAUCACAAUUAUAUUUUUUGGGACGUAGAGCUUGUUUUGAAAAUGUCAAUAAUGAAUAUUUCAUUUUGUGUCAUUUCCCGCUGAAAGAUCUAUGCCCCUCGCUGAAAAAAGGCGCUCUUGGCUUCAUCUUACUUCUUCAUUAUUGAAAAGCUCGUUAGGUAAACCAUAACUCAGACAGGAGUCACUCAGAGAAAUGGGAAAGGUAGAGGAUGUGCGUAAUUACACGGAAUGGAGCCUGAGGUGACCAGGUGUUCAGUUGCAGUACGUACAGUACUAGGAGCAAGUUUCUAUUGCACAUUCCUGAACUUAUAACAUUCUUGGAUGUAUUUGUUUCUUUUUAUCAGAUUAAAUUUGGAACAAAAAUGUC